UGCCAAUUCAGUUGUGUUCUAGAUUCGGUCGCGAUCGCGUGGUUUUCAAAUUAUUUAGUUGAUGGAAUAACCAUCUAUAAUAUAGUGAAAUAUUACGACAACAAAUCUGUAUCUGCCUUAUUGAAUACAGCCUGAAAACACCGAUACUUUAUCAAAAAUGCUUGGUGAAUUUGAUCGUUUUUGUGCUUAUGUCCUGUUAGUUUUCUCAACAGUGAUCGGAAAUUAUGCUCACUCAAUCAUCGAAAGUGAAUCGGCCGGGGUAAGCAAUGGAGCUGGGUAUCGCACUGGAACGCCCAUCACGGCACAAGAAUCAAAAUCCUUCUACAGGAUAAGUUGUCCAGGUUUGAGUGAAUGUGUCGCUUUGGCAGAAUGUCCAGAAUUGCUGCUGGAAACGGCUCGCCAAUGCUAUCGUGGCGACUUUUCGCUGUCCUGUGGGGUCAACGAACUGGAGCCACAUGUUUGCUGUCCACGAGAACCUGGUGGAUUCAACGACCGUAAUACUGAUGUCGGAUGCGGAAAAAGCAUCGUUCAAGGCGACUACUACAACGGCUUGGGAGCAUACCCCUUUGUGGCGCGAGUCGGAUUCAAAAAUACAAAAACGGGGUCAUUUAUUUACCCUUGCUCUGGAUCUAUCAUCGCCCGGCAAAUCAUUCUAACUUCGGCGCACUGUGCACUGGCCAAAGCCGAUAGCCAUCGAUUAUCAUCCGUCCGAAUUGGGGACUACGAUACACGCACCGACCCCGACUGCGGAAAUACCGGAUUUUGUGCACCAGCUGCCAUUAAUCACGCCGUUAGUCAGAUUAUUGUCCAUCCGGACUAUGUGGACGGCCAGUAUCACCAUGACAUAGCACUGCUCGUGCUCAAAACACCGAUCAAUUACACGGUGGCAGCUCAACCCAUCUGUUUGCACAGACGCCGGCAAGACCUAACCGUUGGAAAGCGCGUACAUAUCAUUGGAUGGGGCAAACUAUCUACCAGUGGAACCAAAUCGCCGGAACUGCAAUCGCUAGAAGUCCCUCUGACGUCAUGGGAUCAGUGCGUGAGGGCUUACUCCGCCACGGGUGCCCUGCAAUCUACCAAGUCCAUCGAAGGCGAGUGGAUGUGCGCUGGUGGUGAAGGUCGCGAUGCAUGCCUCGGCUUCGGGGGAGCCCCGCUAAUCAUCAGAGAACGCGACCGGUAUGCCCAGAUAGGAAUCAUGUCAUUUGGAGCGGAAACGUGCGGUGCUCUCAACAUGCCUAGCGUGUACACCUCGAUUGCGCACUACGCGCACUGGAUUGAGUCCAACUCGCCGACGACCUUUGUGUGAAAUAGGUAAUCGCCCUAAUCGGGCAGGAAACGCCAAUUAGGUAGUCAUAACGUUAUUUUUGUUGUAUGUUAGUUGUAUUUUUAUGUGCAAAAUGUGUAACAAUAAAGUGCUAAUCUCACGAUCACUUUAUCAGGUGACGUGCUCUGAACUAGAA
Molecule: messenger RNA, 1460 nt
Organism: Aedes aegypti (yellow fever mosquito)
Lineage: Eukaryota; Metazoa; Arthropoda; Insecta; Diptera; Culicidae
Product: venom protease
Exons: 5
Coding region: 158-1306 (382 amino acids)
Biological process (GO): proteolysis
Molecular function (GO): serine-type endopeptidase activity
Source: RefSeq, a predicted model, not a curated record